AAAAAUAGUUAAUUUUUUGCAAACAAAUAUAAUAAAUGAUUACCUGAUUGGUGAAAUGACGAAUGUGUUGGAAUCACAUUGAAAAAUAACGUGAAUCGAGUGGACCCUGUAAAAAAAUGUGUACAUAAAAUGUAUAUCCUAUUUUAAAAUAUGGCUUAUUGUCGGUUUAUUAAAGAUUUUAAUAUAAAACAAAACAUCUUUUUUGAUUAAACAAAAACACAAUAAAUAAUAUUCAAUUUAUUGUCGUAAUGCCCGAACGGCUAAAGGAGCUGCAUUUUUCAGUCUCCUGGACCCAUUCACAGUCGCAUUCACAGAUUCAGCUUAAUACCAAGUCCGAGGACCUGAAAAAAAUCCCAGGAGCUCAAGAUGUCAAUCCGUGUUGUAGUAUUUUGGGUUUUAACAAUAGCGUAGCGAUAAAAAAUGAACUUGUAGGUGUAACUAUUUGUAAAAGGCGUCGCUUCCAAAAACAUCAGCAGAUUCAUAGGGUUAAAAUAUACAACGGGUGUCCCGUCAAUAUUAAAGUUUGCAUUUCAACGACUAUGCUGAGUAUUCGAAAUCAGGUCCCAAAGGCUUCAAAUAAUCAACAACCAGCUAUGCAUAGAAAGUCAAAAAGUAAAAGCAAGUUCAAAGAUUUUAAAAAGCUGUCCCUUGAGCAGUCACAUGAAGAAAUGCAGAAAACUGCGAAUCACAUAUAUUCUUUAAAACAAUCGAAAGAAUCAUGUCCAGUAGCAUCAGUAAAAGUCGACUUCAAUACAUCAAAUGAUUUUCCGGAGAUGAAGAAUACUACAAAAGGUCCACUGUUUAAGAAAAAGAGAAAAAUAUGCCACAGCAAGCAUUCUGCUUCUAGAUCUUCAGUAAUUCGGUGUAAAAUGUUAAUUCCGUUGCCUACAUUGGGUGCUACAUCCUUUGUAACUCUGCUCGCAUUAAUCUGUAUGGAAACUAUCUUGCUGUCCACAAUGUCCAGCUGCGCUAAAACAUUUUAUAUGCAUUGGAACACCUCAAACAGCAUAUUUCGGAUUGAUAACACCGAUCAUAUAAUUGACGUUAAUAAAGGCAAUCUCGCUUUUGAGUUUGAUCAGGUGCAUAUUAUAUGUCCUGUUUACGAACCUGGGACAUUUGACAACGAAACCGAGAAAUAUAUAAUUUACAAUGUAUCUAAAGUGGAAUAUGAAACUUGUCGCAUAACAAAUGCAGAUCCGCGAGUAAUAGCAAUUUGUGAUAAACCUCAAAAACUAAUGUUUUUUACUAUUACCUUCCGGCCAUUUACACCGCAACCAGGUGGCUUGGAAUUUCUACCUGGAAAUGACUAUUACUUUAUUUCAACUUCAUCCAAGGACGAUCUUUACCGUCGAAUAGGUGGUCGUUGCUCCACAAAUAAUAUGAAAGUUGUAUUUAAAGUUUGCUGUGCAAGUGAAGAGAAAACCAAAAAUACAACGACCAGCAAAUCAGUUGGCAUUACUGAUACUUCCAAUGUUUCUUCUUAUGAUGUUGGUCACAAUUAUUUAAAUGGAAAAAAUAUUGGUCUAGGAAGCAAUAUUGGCAUAAGUGGCGUCAGCAGCGGCAUAGUCCCCCCUUUUUCUAUAAAUCCUCCUAAUGGCAACAGCGAUGUUAAUAGUAAUAGUAUUGGACCUAGUAUUAAUACAAAUCUUGAUAAAUUUAAUAGAAUUCCAAUUCAACCAAACAUAAUUGGUAAUAAUAUUGGCACAAAUUCAAAUGGAGAAGUUAAUGUUGCAAGUAAUGCAGGUAUUCUGCCUGCACCUGGUCAUGGCAGCAUCAACAUGCUUCAACCAGGACGUGGUGGGAUAAAUAUACCUUACCCAGGACAUCAUCACAUUCAAACUGGAAUACGGAUAAACAAUGUUCCCACACAUCAUAGUUAUCCGCCUCACAAAGGAAAUCCCAACAGCAAUUCGAAUGAUGAUCAUCAUUAUGAAAAACAUCCUAACGAGGUCGUAAAGAAUGAAGAAUUGACGUAUAAUAGUGGAUCUUCAUCUCGAAAGUGCCGCAUCUAUAGUAUAUGGAUUCGGCUAUUUUCGUGGCUAUCGUUGACUUUACCUUCGUUUUGCUGUAUGGCUGCGCAUUGGAUAAGUUCACCGGUAGCAUUAAGUAUAGCUGCUGUUCUUGGAAUGCACUACAUAGCUGGGAAAGCCAUAAUUACACCACAGUUGUAUCGGUCAGAAAAUAUUUUAUGCACUCCAUCCUGUAUUAAUAAUUUUAGAGUUUCCUCAACAGCCACAAACAAAUAUGUGUGUUAGAUUAUCAGGGGUUUUGUUUUAGCAUAUUAAUACAUAAUGAGUGUGUAUUUUUAAUCAAAGUAUCGCGCAAUAUUUUUUCAAUUCAAUUUUGUAUUAAUGUAGAGGGUGUUAUACUGACCUCGGUAUCAGUGUAAUUGAUUUAAACAUAUAUUUGCAAUCGAUCGAGUUAUUCCGACUUGAAAAUUUAGGAUAAUAGAUCAGAUAGAAAGGAGAAAGGUGAAAUAGAUUUAAUAAGUAAAAAAAUAAAUACUUAAACCAUAUUUAAAAUUGAAAUCUAGAUGUAGGGAUCGAAUUAUAACUAAUUUAUAAACGAGAACGGCUAAAGAUAUUGAAAAAUUUUUUAAUAAUGUACCAAGGCCCAGGUAUACACAGUACUAGCAAUUUAGCUAGAUAUACGCCGUAAAGUGCCUAGCCACUAGCCACUCAUCCGCUCGAUAUUGUUUCCUUAUGGUUUUACAAAGUCACUUUUUGGCGUUUGUAGGAAUCAGAAUGUUCAUCUAAAUCCAUCCGCUGAAAAUUUGAAUGAGAACUUAAAUACUUAAAACGACUCAGACAUUCCCUUUUAUUAUCCUUAUAUGCCUUGAUAUGGCUUUAAGUAAAAUAAAAAUAUUAUAACGUUUAGUUUCUCAUUGUACAAAAAAUAGUACUGUGGGUAUUUCGACUGAAAUUAAUACAAAAUAAACACGCUUUUAAAGAAAGCGAGUAGACAAUUAGUUCUAAAAGCAUUAGAGACGACUUUGCUUAGCCGAUUGUACAAUGAUACACUACAAUAAGGUAUCCUCGAGUAUGUUAAAUAUUCGUUUACAAAUGUAUAUGUACAAUCGUGUUAGGUAUUUUGAAUAUGGUAAAGGUGAAAUUCAAAGAACUUGACUAAAAGUUUUAUGUUCUUCUUGUUUUGUUUUUAUAUAAUUUUUUAUUGGAUAUAAGACAUUUUUAUUUUAAAUAAAUAAAUUAAGAAACAUUGUGAAGUACACUGCUGGCCAAAAUAUUAAGUACAUGCUCAUAAGAUUUCUUUUAUUUCACGUAAAUCUUUUUUUUAUUACCGUAACGAACCAAUUCGAAUUUUUUUAGUUUUCUGGCGUAAUGCUGAUUAUAAAAAUACUUAACAUAAGAAUAUUUCACGAAAUAUGUAUAAUUUAUUGUGGAUUAAACCUAAAAACAUAAAAAAGGGUUGGUCAAAAAAAAAGGUACAGCAAUUCUUCAAAGCCUCUAACUUAAAAAUCAAAAACACUUUCUCAAUUCUUUUUCUUUAUAGUAAUCUUAUGCUAAUACCCAGUAUAUCCCCCCUUAUUUUGUAUAACUUUUUAUAUCCGUUUCGGCAUGCUGGGCAUUUAAUUUACGGCACUUCUCCAAACCUUGUCUUCUCUUCGAAUUGCUGCAAUUCUUCUUUAUUUUGAAAUGUGUUUGUGCCAAUCCGAGGAUUAAGCUCUAGGUUAUGUCUGCAGUUUGACUUGGCCACUUCAUAAUGUCCACCUUGUUUUCGGUGAACUAAGCCUUGACCAGCUUUGAUGUGUGUUUUGGGUCGUUGUCCUGUAGAAAGACCCGUCUCAAGGGCAUGUCUUCCUCAGCAUUAUGUCAGACAAUGUAUUUCUAUACCCAAAUCGGGUCAUAGUAUCGGUAAUCCGAUGAAUCGGGACAACUCCAUGCCAAGAAAAACAGUCCCAAAUCAUAAUGUUUCCGCUUCCGGGUUUAACGGUCUAUUUCGAGUACCGGUCGUCGAAUUCUUUGCCUUUGGGUCGCCGAAACAAGUCGUACAUUCUUUCUGGAGUGGUUACCAAAUAGAUUUAUUUUUGUUUCGUCGCUCCAUAGGACAUUAUUCCAGUUUUUGGAACCCUCUGGUCCAGAUCAUGCCAAACGAUUUUGGGCUAACUUUUUCCUCAUCUUUAAAUUAUUCCCUCGAAGGAGAGGAACUUUUCUGGCAAUGCGUCCUUGUAAGCCAGCAUUAGUAAGUCUACGACGAACUGAUCUAGACGAUAUUUCAUGGUCAAUAUGAAAGACUUAGGAUUCGGGUGUCGGUCGUUUGACAGGAUUUCUUCUUCCGAACUCGAGUUUCGAAUUGAACCUUGAAUUUUAGGGCAUUCUGGACCAAAAAUAAUGACUGCCAAAGUCUUUUAGCGAUUUCCCGAAGACUUUAUUCUUCCUUUUGCAGAAUUAAAGCAAUUUUUUUCUUUUUUCUGUUGUACAAUUCUUUUUUUUGCCCCAACUAUAGAAUUUUUUUUUCCUGGGAUAUCCUUAAAUAUGCUAGAAAAUAAUAAAAACCAACAAAUCUUAACUCGAAUCUAGCUUUAAUCCUUUAAAAUUUAUCAAAUACACAGGUGUACUUAUUAUUUUGACCAGACCAAAAUCGCCCACCCAGCAGAAAAUUAAGCUUAGUAUUGAAUACACGAGGUGCCCCAAUUUCAAUUUUGUUUUAGAAAUUGUGUAACAUUGUAACUUAUCAAUAUAAAAAAAUUGACGGGUGUGCAUUGCAUAAAAAUCGAGUUAUAUGUACGUACUGUGUACUUAUUAUUUUGGCCAGUAGUGGUAUGUCUUCAAAUUCGUAAAAAUGUAUAUGUAUAUACGAAUAGAACAGUAUACAUUGUAAUAAUAAAACAAAAACGUAUUUAGGUGAAACGUUAUAAACUUUGUAUAUUUAAUAUAAGCAAAUCGAAAAAGUAAAAUUAAAGUAAUAAAUGAAUAACAACAAACGAACGAAAAAGUUUAUAUUGUGCUUCAAUUGUGUGAAAAUUGAAGAAUUAAUAAUAUAUUUACAUAUAAAGAGAAGAAUUCAAAUGACAUUAGUGCGUUAUUAUACACGCGUGUCUUCAUUUAGUCCGAUAAUUGAGUGUGUUAAUAUACACAUAAAAAAAUUUUUCAAAACUAGUAUUAAAAUUCAUAAUGGAAGUGAAAAUAAAAUGAAAAAUUCAUCAAA
Messenger RNA from Drosophila ananassae, 5166 nucleotides. RefSeq lists its product as uncharacterized. The coding region runs from base 249 to 2255 and encodes 668 amino acids. Gene Ontology annotation, biological process: ephrin receptor signaling pathway; axon guidance. Gene Ontology annotation, cellular component: plasma membrane. The record is from RefSeq and is a predicted model, not a curated record. Lineage: Eukaryota; Metazoa; Arthropoda; Insecta; Diptera; Drosophilidae. Gene Ontology annotation, molecular function: ephrin receptor binding. The transcript is spliced from 5 exons.